This is a messenger RNA of Podarcis lilfordi (Lilford's wall lizard), 15617 nucleotides long. Lineage: Eukaryota; Metazoa; Chordata; Lepidosauria; Squamata; Lacertidae. The record is from the annotation of a GenBank genome assembly.
AUGCACACCCACAGUACAAUGACCAGUUCUCAGGAGCCCCUGAGCUGGUCUUCCUCUACGACUGUGAUCGCCAAGACCCUCAAUGAAGAUAAAGAUUUCACUAGGAUGCAUGGAGAACAUAUACCCAGUGGUCUCCAUCCUUCAUCUGAGAUCAUAGAAGACGUACGAGACAAGGGCUUACUUCAUAGCAAUGCAUCAGAGAACAUGAGCAGUCCAGUUGCCACAACAGUAUUGACCAGUGUAAGUGAGGAUUCCAGGGACCAAUUUGAAAACAGCGUGCUACAGUUAACGGAACAGGAUGAAUUGGAAACUACUGUUCAUCAGGGCACCAAUGAUAAUAUACCUGGAGAGACCAACAAUGGAACAGAAGAUAUCAAGAUCCAGUUCAACAGAUCAAGUAGUGGAAAUGGUGGAUUUCUUGAAGGACUCUUUGGUUGUUUGAAGCCUGUAUGGAAUAUUAUAGGGAAAGCUUACUCCACUGACUACAAGCUGCAGCAACAAGGUAAACCUAAAAAGUCAAACCAUGUAUUUUUGUGGCUUUAAAAAUGUUCUCAGAUAUAAAGGAGGGGAAAGUAUAGCCUCCAGAGUGUCAUAAAAUUGCAGUAGCCUCAAUCUCAUCUAUUUGAAUUUAUGGAUCAAUGUUUCCUAUCUGACUCACCAGUCCUUUUUUUCGAGAAAAAUAGGUGCCAGUACUCACCAUGAAGUUGUUAACACUAAGUGUCACACUUUUUAACAAAAAGAAAAGAGGUGCCGAUACUGUGGACCCUUGAGUACCCCCUGAAAAAAGCACUGCCUCUCACCUUUCAGAAUGUCUAAAAAUAAGGCAGUCCCGAAACCAAAUAGCGAUUUCUGCUAUUCUGUGUUGCUUCUCGUAUUGGGUCAUUUAUUGGACACCUGGAACAGUGGUGUAGGGUUGGUUGUCGAUGCCCAGGGUGGGUGAGCUGGGCAGGCGCCAGCCCUUGCCACUGCCACAACCCCACCCCCACCAGAGCAAAGCGGGGCCGUGCUGAGUCGCCUGCCCACCUGUGCAGGGGGAGAUUGACUGAUCGACACUGCCCUUGGUGGGCGGAGAGGAGUGCCAGGCUGGGCUGCACUGGGGUUGCUUGCAUGGUUUGCGCCCCCACAUAAAUUGUGCGCCCAGGGCCAUGGCCCCCCAGCACCGCCUACACUAUGCCCCUGAUCUGGGCUAUUAUUUUUCUACCCUGGGAUGGGAGGGGGGAUGUGGGGAUGACUGCAAGCAAAAUCUCUUCCUAGGUGUGGCAAGAUCAUAUUCUUAGUUGCUCUUAAUAAUCUUUAAAGCAGGGAUCCUCAAACCAGAUCAAGAAACAAAUAGUCUGAGCUCCUUAAAAUGUGAUUAAAGCAAAACAAAUGUGCAUUUGUUAUGCAUGGAAAAGCUGUGCUUGUGGGGCUGAUUUGUGGGGAAGAGCUUCAUGUACAGUGGGAAUGAAUACUCAGAGCUUCUUUCAUUAAAUGAAUGGGGCCCCUCCUGUUUGUACAGAGCUGAAGUUGACAAUCACUUGUGCUUUCAAAUGUUUGGUGCCCCUUGUAGCAUCACCCCUGAGCACCAAAGGCAGUUUCAGAGUCAGAUAUCCCUUACUUUACUGAUUUCCUGUCUGGAAGCACUUCCGGUCCAAAGCACCUCUAUAAGUAGAACAUUUGGGAUAUUUAGGUUGAAGAGAUACAGUGUUUGUCCUUCUAUCUCAGUAUCUUUAUUAUGGGAAUGCUCACCUAGUUAUUUCCUGGGAAGCUUAACAGCUAAUGAAAGCACUAGUGCUUUUUUUCCUUUUAAAAUACAAUAUUAUCUAGAUGUGAGCAUUUUGCAGGCUAGCAAAGUUCUACAGGGCAUCAGACUACAAAGGCACUAACUGGUUGAUUACUCGAAGGCUUGACAAAAUGUAGCUAUAGCAGUCAGAAUAACAAUGCUUGUUUCUUAUCAGAUACAUGGGAAGUUCCUUUUGAGGAGAUUUCUGAACUUCAGUGGUUGGGCAGUGGAGCGCAGGGAGCUGUUUUCUUAGGGAAAUUCAGAGCAGAGGAGGUGGCCAUCAAGAAAGUGAGAGAACAGAGUGAAACGGAUAUCAAGCACUUGAGGAAGUUGAAGCAUCCCAACAUCAUUGCUUUCAAGUAGGUCAUACUUUGAUUAUCUUGACUCUACAAUAAUGUUGUUUUUUUGGACUCAUAUGCUAUAUGUCUUCAUGUUCUGCUAAACUGUGUUGUGGGUGGCACUGUGGUCUAAACCACUGAGCCUCUUGGGCUCCCAAUUGAAAGGUUGGAGGUUUGAAUCUGUGCAACGGAGUGAGCUGCCCCAGCUUUUGCCAACCUAGCAGUUCAAAAGCAUACCAGUGCAAGUAGAUAAAUAGGUACCGCUGUGGUGGGAAAGUAAAUGGCCUUUCUGUGUGCUCUGGCACUCAUUGCAGUGUCCCGUUGUGCCAGAAGCAGUUUAGUCAUGCUGGCUACAUGACCUGUCUUUGGACAGACACUGGCUCCCUUAGCCUGAAAAACGAGAUGAGCGCUGCACCCCAUAGUCACCUUUAACUUAACCGUCAGUGGUCCUUUACCUUUUACGUUUACCUUAAACUGUGUUCAGGUUACAAUGGUCUUCUUCUGUCCUCUAAACAGUAGUUCUAGCUGGAAAAUCUCAACUUCAAGGUUAUUUCUUUAGCCAUGCCUGCUGAUGGUAAAACAGAAUCCUUAUAUUAAUUGACUAUCCUCAGAUGAUCAGAUAUUGGUGAGUGAACAAGCCGGCAAGUGUCACUUAAUAGUUGCUUCCUUUUGUAGUUUCCAAACAAACCAGGAUAUUAAACCAGCUUUAAACUCAGGCUUCAUAUCCUUGCUUGUUUGGAAGCCAUUAGCCAUAGUUUCCCAGUAUAUAAAUGGAAACCGUAGUAAACUGAAACUUCCUGGCUUGUUUCCAGUUCAUAUGAAGGGAGGAACAAAGUUGCUGUUUAUGGAUGCAUGGUACAGUGGUAACUCUGGUUGCAGACGGGAUCCGUUCUGGAGGUCCGUCCGGAUCCCUAGGUUUUUGCAACCAGAGAGACCACUUCUGCGCAUGUACGUGUGGCAAAAACCCAGAAAUAUACUUGUGGUUUUGCCGGUUACGUAUCCCAAAGUUUACGUAACUGGAGGGAUACGUAAGCAGAGGUAUGACUGUAGUUGGAUAACAUGCUUUGUAUUCUGUGGAAGCCUGAGUUCUUCCCAAUCUAUUAUUGCAGCAGUUUUAAAAAUUUUAUUUCCCACUCCUUUCUUUGUGAAAACUUUAUUGUUAUGUGUGGAAAGAGUUUUAAUGUGAGUUAAUUCAGCAGCAUUUCAUCCUCCUUAUUCUGCCCCAAGACCCUGAAUAAUAAUCAACGCUACCUCAUGAAAUUCAAUUUUAGAAUGAAAAAGAAUGUUUAGAAUGAAAUAGCUCUGGGAAGACUUUUAAUUAUUCCACUUACUAUUCUGGUACAUAUAUGACCAAUUAAUUGGUGGAUAAAGUGAAAAUAAUGUGAAUUUAUUUGAAGGAUAGAAUAUGAAUAUGAAUAAAUUAAAAGGAGGAGUGAUUUGGUCUCAAGGUGAGAAGUACUUUUACUGUCCAGGAGAAUUAGCAAUGGACAGCACUUUUCAUUUUGUUUCACUUGCAUGUUCUCAUUAUUAUAAAUGUUGUUGUUGUUUUUAAUCUAUAGUUCUUUUUUAUGCCAGGGGCGUUUGUACUCAGGCACCGUGCUACUGUAUAAUAAUGGAGUACUGUGCUCAUGGACAGCUGUAUGAAGUGUUGCGAGCCGGUAGGAAGGUCACACCUCGCCUGCUUGUGGACUGGUCAACAGGGAUUGCUAGUGGAAUGAACUAUUUACAUCUUCAUAAAAUAAUCCACAGAGACCUCAAGUCGCCCAAGUGAGUUGUUAGCAUGUGGGGAGUGUAAGACAGAAAAUGAGAUUUGACCUAAAUUGUGGUUGUGAGUUGGAAUUACAUUCAAACUUUAUUCCCCAUUUUUCCUUUUUUUUUCUUUUCAGUGUAUUAGUUACUCACAAUGAUACAGUAAAAAUUUCAGAUUUUGGUACUUCUAAAGAACUCAGCGAUAAGAGUACAAAAAUGUCCUUUGCAGGGACUGUAGCUUGGAUGGCGCCGGAGGUGAUUCGCAAUGAACCUGUCUCUGAAAAGGUGGAUAUUUGGUGAGUAAUGCAUUAAUAAGUACUUGUCAGUUUCAGUGUUUCCAACAGAACUUCUGAGACAAACUAUGUUCUCAUGACUUAGCAUCACUAGCAGCUUUGCUUUAGAAGAUCUGAGCCUUAACCCCCUUGUUAUAUACAGUUUUCUGAUUUUUAUCUCUCUCAUUUUCUAUCAGGUCAUUUGGAGUAGUAUUGUGGGAGCUUCUCACUGGAGAGAUUCCAUAUAAGGAUGUUGACUCCUCAGCUAUCAUCUGGGGGGUAGGCAGUAAUAGCUUGCACCUUCCUGUGCCCUCCACUUGCCCAGAUGGAUUCAAGAUCCUUAUGAAGCAAACAUGGUAAGGGUUGUUCUGUCCACACCUGUGCCCAGCUGGUAUUGUGCACACCCCCCUUCCACCCCCAGUACAAAAACGCCACAGUAUGCCCACAAAAUGAGAGUGAAGGAUGAGAUCUCUGUCUGCACUGACUAGCAUUAACACUGUGAUACCACAGUCCGUUCUUUUGUAAAGCACAGUUUAGAAUAAUACAUUGGCUUGGGGAAAAACAACUUCUUCAAGUGUAUGAACUGAUACAAAUGCAUUAUGAUUGCCGCAGACAGUAAGGUAAUAAGUAGAAGCCAUGCCUGCAAAGGAAGAAUGGGGAUACACUUUGAAUACGCACCUAAUACUUCCUUUGUGACCAUAAUUCAGCACUUUUUUGAAUUUGGUGCCCUUUUCUUUUCCCACCAUAAUUGUUCCAGUAGCUGGAAAGGAAGGGAUGAGAAAGGAGAAUAAGUAAAGAUGCUUCUGAAAUGGAUGCGUGGAAAAUAACAAAGUGAGAGGAUAUAGUGUUCAUAUCUAGCUAAUCUUUCUACAUUAGUGUUACAUUGAGGGUUUGGUUUGCCUUGCCAGAUACGGGAGAGGGAAUAAGGAAACUGACAUUUAUGUAUUCCUGAUUGCUGCCUCCUUUGUUUUUCUUUAGGGGGUGGUGGUAUUCUAAUAGGCAGUGAGAAAGGCCUAUUUCAAAUGAAACCAUCAGUUAAAAUAUUCCAAAUUGUUUCUUAAUUAUGUUUGGAUGGUCUCUCCUGUCUGUUUUUCUUUAAUUUGUCAGGCAAAGCAAGCCCCGGAAUCGGCCCUCUUUUCGACAGACGCUUAUGCACCUUGACAUUGCAUCUGCUGAUGUGUUGGGUACCCCUCAAGAGACUUAUUUCAAGUCUCAGGUAAAUCUAUUUUUUUUUUCUAGCACCAGACUGUAUCGUUGGCUUGCUAUGUGUUCUUUAAUAAGACUUAUAUGUUAGGAAUAGGAAGAGAAAAGCACAGGCAUUCAUUUAUGUUCCCAUAAUGCACCCCAAAGCGAUUUACAAUAUAAUAACAUAAUUGUAAAUAAAAAGCAGUAAAUAAAAAGCAACGGCACAUACAUAAAAUUAAUUCCAUUCCAAGCUAGAUACCAGCUGGGAUGAAGGUUUUAAAAGGCUUGUUGAAAGAGCAAUAUAUUUGGCCGGCAUCUAGAAGAUAAAAUAGAAGAAUCCUGUGUGAUAUACAAUAAGACAGAGUUCCAAAUGGUAGGUGCUGUCACACAAAAGACCUGAUUCCAACAUUGUGCAGAAUGGACCUCCUGAUAGGAUGGUGUCUGCAGGGUGCAGAUUUUGUUCCAGUGAAGUAUUAAAGUAAAGCAUUUUACUGACGUGAUCAAGAUUUCUACGCUGUAUUUUAGUGCAAAUCCAUAGGAAUUGUGGUAUGAAAUCUAAAGCCAAAUAAAUAGUUAUUAUAUUUUCUUGAGUAUUGCAUACUCUCCAUGUCGUCUUGGGCCUGAAAAGCAGUUGGCUACAGAUUUGAGAAGAAAUGAGCUGUUCAUAGGUUUGAAAUGGCAAUCAGUUUUAUAGGCUAGGAGAGAUUUGCAAUACACGCCUGUACUUAAUGUUAGAAUUUCAGCUAAAAAGAUGAGUCCCUGGUCAAGCCUGGUGAUCAGAUAGCUUUGCAGCCUCCUACUACAAAAGUACUAUUGGAAUAAAGAAGCUUGGGUUUCUUGUUUAAUAUGUUAAAGUAGUGCAACCCUUUAUUGUGCAGUUGUCACUGCCAUGAGUUAUGCUGUGUAUCCAUCUAAAUUGCUUUGGCAGGCUGAAUGGAGAGAAGAAGUGAAGAAGCACUUUGAGAAGAUUAAAAGUGAAGGAACUUGCAUACACCGGUUAGAUGAAGAACUUAUUCGUCGCAGAAGAGAAGAACUCAGGUCUGUUGACUUUCAGUGCGUGAGAAGAGCUUUGCUAAUUCAGAUCAAUUAACUAUCCUGUUUCCACCAAGAGACUGCCAGAUAUUUCUGGGAAGAAUGCAAACAGGACAUUCAGACUGCCUCUGACCCUGGAUGUUCUAUUUAGCUAUCAUAGCUAAUAGCUGUCAAUAGUUUUAUCUGUCAGUAAUUUGUCUAAUUUCUUUUUAAGGAGAUAAGCAUCCUGUUGCAGGAAAUUCCUUAUGUUAACUAUGCACAGCAUAAAGAGAUAACAUUUGUUUGUUUGUUUGUCCUGAAUUUACUGCCAAUCUCUUAUCCUGGGUGACCCUGAAUUAUGGGAGAAGGAUCUUAACAGAGUUCUCUUUAGUGAGUGCUUCAUUCAUAUCUAAACUCUGAUUUUGGUUUUAUUACAUUCAGAUACUUUCAUCAUUUGCUUAUCUUGGAAGUGGUAGAUGAGAUGUUUAAUUGAGAAUAAUUCCGCAUAAGUACAUCUAUUAAGCUUCCCUUUUGCCUGUACAAAUUGUCCCUUACAGGAAAAGCCACUCACCUGUAGCUCUCCUUUCUUUUUCAUAGGCAUGCCUUGGACAUUCGUGAACAUUAUGAGAGAAAACUGGAGAGAGCCAAUAAUUUGUACAUGGAGCUCAGUGCUAUCAUGUUACAGCUGGAGGUUCGAGAAAAGGAGCUCAUCAAGUACGCUUAUCCACAUAGAUGUACCUUGUAGCCAUGCAGAUGACAUAAUUAGAAGCAGGGAUUCAUAGGUUUUUCGAUUGUUCUAGAUUAAAAAGAGUGUUCUCUUUGUGUUUCCCUUAUAGUGCAAGAGAACAAUCACCAUUCCUUAGUAUUAACUUUUUCCAUGGAUCUGCUCCAGACACUUCUUUUUCUAAUCAAGAUUGUGGUGGGGAAAGCUUCUUAUUUUAGAACACAACACUUCUAUUGCACAUCCAUGUUUUUUAAUCUUGAUAUGAAACACAACCAGCACUUAUGGUUGCAUUAGUUGUUGCCUAGAUCAGCAUACUCCAACCUCUUCAGAUGCAGACCUACCUUUAACCUAAACACACCAAUUUUGUUUACCAUAUUUUUUUUGGGUGGUAGUGCUGCUGUUAUUGCUUCCUUUAGAUCAGGCUCUACCUAGUAUUGGGUCCCAUCUCCCCAGUUUAAGACAGUGGCCUAGAGAAUAACUAGGUUUCUCCCCAAAAAUGCUGACAUGAGCACUUGCGUGGACAACAGUUUGUAAUAUUAAUUUAUUAUUCUUUUGACUUGGGGAAAUUGCAAAUAUUCUAAAAAAAAUCAUUUUAUAAUGAAAAGAUUACAAAUUUCAUUUUUAAUCCAUGUGCAGGCGGGAGCAAGCUGUGGAAAAGAAAUAUCCUGGGACUUACAAGCGUCACCCAGUCCGACCAAUAAUCCAUGCCAAUGCAAUGGAAAAAUUGAUGAAGAGGAGAGGAGUCUCGCACAAGCCUGGAGGCCAGACUAAACGGUGAGCCAAAUAACAAAAACAUGUUCAAAGGCUUUUCACAAUGAUGUGCAUAUAUCUACAAAAUGAGGAAGCUACAUCUGCUAGGGUCAGCAUCCAUUAUUGCACAAAAUGACUGAUUAUUCAAGUGGCACUAACAAAUCUUCUGGUGUGUAGCAUCCUUGAAUUAGACAUUAAUCUAUAAGAUGGGAUAUGUGUGUCCUAGAUUAUGAUCACCAAUAACAUGGAUGUUUUAGUAAUGUAGAGCAGAUGCAAUUUAAGAGCGGAAUGUUGGACCAAACAGUUUUAUCAGUGGUCAUUUAGGAAUCUCAGAGUACCCAAUGCAGCUUUUAUAUCAGAGAGUGAUUAGCAAAAUGGUCAUCUGAUAUUUGGUCUGGAUUAAAUGUACUAAGGGGUUAUCUAGACAGCUUUAAUUCUGGAGUUUGGUUGUGGCAUUUCAGCAUUUUUGCUCCUUGCCUUUUAGAAUGAGGAGUUCUUCAGUAUGUACUGAUCUGUUGAUAGUGGGUAGUAUGGAACCACCACAGAUCUGAGAAGUAAAUGCCUACAAAUCACAGCUGGGCUUUUGUAGCCAAGCAUUUUUUAAAACCAGUGCUUUAGCAUAAUGCUACAGCUAAUUCACAUUGCUGAAAACCUGUUGUUGCAAACUGGUAGUCAUAUUAGUAAUUAUAGGAUUUAUUCUAUGUUCACCUGAAUUAUUAAGCAAGUAAGAUGGGGUGGGAAUGCAGGUCUAAUUUUCUUUUUUUAAGGCAAAAAGUCAAGAAGCCCACUGGAUGUAUGAAGCCUUUGCUUCACCUCAGUGCUUCCUUUGGUACCCGCCAAUUCUGAAUUUUAUUUUUAGUUUACCCUAUGUGACCUAUAACAAAGCCUGUGUUAUUUCAAUGUCAUCUGUCAAUAGGCAUGUUGACAAAAAAUGAAGGAAAUAGUGGAAGCUUGCAUAUGUUAAUUCUAAUAGAGAGCAUGCUGGUUUUUGCAUCAUUUCUCAGGCCUGACUUGCUGAAGACGGAUGGCAUAUCCAGCACUGAAGUGGCUCCUAGUGGCUCUCCUCUUUCAGGAAGUCCAAAGAUGUCAACCCUCAGUAACAAAGGACGUUACCGUAGCAAACCACGCCACCGGCGAGGAAACAGCAAAGGCAGCUACAAUGAUUUCACAGGGAUCUUGAAAAAUCAGUCAGCUCAAGAUGACUUGGCCCAUCCAUCGCACCAUCAUCAGCACCACCCUCAUCAUCAUGGGCAUCACCCCCGAAUGAACAUCCAUGGGCAGGACAUAGCCAACUGUGCUAACAACCUUCGAUAUUUUGGCCCUGCUGCAGCCCUACGCAGUCCUCUUAGUAAUCACGCCCAAAGGAGGAUGUCUGGUUCUAGUCCUGACCUUAUCUCUGCUGCUAUGGAAGCUGAUUCACGGAGAAAUCUGGAGGAGAACGAGAAUGGGGAGGGCGAGGCUAAUCAUUGGGAAUGUUGUAAAGGAGAUACAUACAACCUUUGCCCGCAGUGCAGGAUGGGGACAAAUACUGCAAAUCAAGGACAGUCACUUGAGCCAGGGCUGGAGAAGUCUGAAGCCCCAUUGCAUGCAAAUAAGCAAUUUCCUGGAAAUAAUGAGGAAGGUGAAUUCAGCAGCCACAGAUCAGUGUCUUCUCUUGGCUCAUCUCAUCCUGCAAGUACUCCAGGACUCCCGGGUAAAACACGGCCCAUCCCAAAGGUAAGAUCCCUCCAACCAUCCUGGAAGCAAUGGACAGAUUUACAUUUUGCUGUUUUCUCAUGCACCCUAAAUUUCUUAGUUCUUUCUGUAGACUACCUUUGGAGACUUCCGUUCAUGAAAGUUGCUCAGGUGGCUGUAUGCUUGUAAAUAAGUGGCAAAUAACAUUGCCUUUAAUCUUCUACUAGAGUGGAGAUGACUCUUCAGAAGAAGAAGAAGGGGAAGUAGAUAGUGAAGUGGAAUUCCCACGGAGACAGAGGUAGGACACUGAACUGCUCUAUUUUUAUCGUGAUUGCUAAACAAAGGUUUGGUUUAACAAAAGGAUGGGGAGUUAAAAUUUUGGUGGGAUGAGGAAGGGUUAAUGGUUGGGUAAUGUUCAUGAGCUAUGACAAAGGCAGGAGAGCAGAAUUCUGGGAGGUGGAGAUAAUCUCAGUUUUUUCUCCUGCCUUGGCGAAUAUGUCAGUUAAGUGUUUUUUCUUCCCAUUUUCUUUUCUAUUCUGUCCUUCUGUGUUUGCUUGUGUGUGCUUAUUGUGAUCUGAUUGUUUUUGUCGUGAACAUUACCCCCCAAUGAACCCUUCCUUAUCCACCAAAUCUACACGUCAGGUAAGACCAAUCGUCCUUUUCAUUGUAACAUGAUGAGAACUUAAGAGGGGUGACUGUAACAUUAUUUGUUAUCCAGGUUCUUUGAACAGGGAAACUACCAGAAAAAAAUAGCAUAAAAACCCAUGUCACAUUUAUACUGAAAAUGUCUAGAUCUGAUCAUGAUAAUCAUGAGAUGCUGCUUCUAAUGUGUUUUCCCCGCAGUACAUUUUUUCUGGUAUGCAAAAGCACAAGAGACUUAUCUACAAAAAUCUGGAAAAACUGCUAGCACAAUUAGUCAUGAUUCUUUCCUACAUAAAAGGCAUACACUACUUGCUUUUGGAAAGUAGGCAGGUUCUAUGAUCUAUGAUUAAAAAUGAUUUUUUUUGUAUAUUUGUUUUUGACAUUUGUAGUCUGCUUUUAAGUUUAAAGAAAUUCCCAAAUGAGGUAGCAAAGAAUAAAAACCUUCCAAACAGGUGUGUGUGUGGGGGGGAGACUUUAAAAGCCUAUGAAAAUUAAAAGGUUUUUGCCUGGUGCUAAAACAACAUUAAAGUAAGAAAGAAAAGAAUAAAAACAACAAUAUCUAAAAACAAUACCUCCCUGAAUGGUUAAAAAAUAAAUAAAACAGCUAAAAGUAUAAAACUGCAGAAUAAAAUCAUUCAGUAGUAAAACUUCUUCCAUAUUAAAACCAAUUUGCUUCAUUUCAAAAGUUAGACCUGAGCCAGAUUGCAAUGGAUCUAGAUAAUCAGUAUCGUCUCAGGCUGUUUGGAGUUGAACAGCCACUACUCCCUCAAACAUCUUGCCAAAAUAGUUAUUUUCUGGACUGUGCCAGGAUGUGUUCUGGGAAGAGGAGGGAGAAUUCCUUAAUUAAUUGGUUAAAUGUAGAUAUGGUUAAGUAGGGUUGAGAUAAAUUUCCAUUCAUCCUUGAUAUUAUGGAAUUUGCUGGUGAUCAAGGCUCUAUAAUUAUGUGCUCUGCAAGGUACUUCCUUUUGUCAGUCCUAAAUCUUCCAACAUUCAGCUUCAUUGGAUUACUGAAGUUCCAGUGUUAUGAAAGAGGGGAGAAAACGUCAUCCACUUUCUACGUUCCAUGUAUAAUUUUAUAUACUUUUAUCAUGUCCUUUCUUGCUCGCCUUUUCUCUAAACUGAAAGGUUCCCUAAUGUAACUUUUCUUCCAAGGGGAGUUGCUCCAUUCUUCUAGUCAUUUUGGCUACCUUUUUCUGAACCCCUUCUAGCUGUACCAUUCCUGGUGAGAUCACCAGAACUGUAUACACCAGAACUGUAUUCCAAAUGAAGUCACAACAAAGAUCUGUAUAAUAACAUUGUGAUAUUGUCAGUUUUAUUAUCAAUCCCUAGGGAUCCCUACCAUUUUUCACAGCUGUUGCACAUGGGGUGACCUCUUCAUCAAGCUGCCCCCUACAACUCCAAGGUCCCAUUUUUGGUGAAGUCACCAACUGUUCAGACCCUAUGAGAAUAUAUUUAAAUUUUUUUGGGGGGGGGAAUUGUCCCAAUUCUAGCGUACAUUGAAUUGCAUUUGCCAUUUUAUUGGCAAUUCUCUGAGUUUGGAGAGAUCCUUUUGGAGCAUUUCACAAUCCCUUUUUGUUUUAACCUCUCUGAGCAAUUUGGUAUUAUCUGCAAACUUGGCAACUUUACUCCUCACUCUUAAUUCUAGAUCUUUUAUGAAUAAGUUAAAAAGCACAGAUCCCAAUAUCGAUUCUUGGGGGACUCCACCAUUUUUAUCCCUCCAUUGGGAGAAUUCUCUGCUUCCUGUUACUUAACCAGUUCUGAUACACAAGAGAACCUCUCCUCUUAUCCCAUGACUUCUAAGCUUACUCAAGAAUUUUUGGUGAGGUACUUUGUCAAAAGCUUUUUGAAAGUCCAGGUAUGCUAUAUCUCAACUGGACCUCUCUAUCUAUAUGCUGCUUGACACGCUCAUAGAACUUUAACAGAUUAGUGAGACAGGACUUACCCUUGUAAAAGGCAUGCCGGUUCUGCUUCAGCAAGACUUGUUCUUUUCCAUUCUUGGUAAUUUUAUCUUUAACAGUGUUUUCCAGCAGUUUCCCCAGAAAAUUGGCCUUUAAUUUCCAGUAUCCCCACUGGAUCGCUCUUUAAAAAUUGGUGUUACAUUGGCCACUCCAGUUUUCUGGCAUGGAGGCUGAUCUUAGGAACAAGUUACAUAUUUCCGUUUGAAGUGAUUUCACAUUUGACUUCUUCAAAAACUUUCAGAUGGAUGCCAUUCGACAGUUUUUAUUUUGUGGUUCCAGAAUAGUCAUAAACUAGCACUGUCUGCUCACUUCUGUACAUUGGUUCUUUCUAUUGUAGAGUCUAACUGGAUUUACCUGUAACUGAACCUGAUACCAUUUCUUCCAGGAAAACUCAUAGGGAGCAGAAAAACUUUAGUGAGUGGUGUGGAUGCUUUGCUUUUGGUUGCCCACAGCUUCUCCUCUUUGAAUUGCCCCUUGAGUUUUUACCCAGGGGGUAGGGGAGAAAAGGCUGUUAUAUGCCACCUCCAUCAUUUCUACUUUGAACCAAAGUGAGAGUUCCUACCCUGUUUCUAUCAAAGUGGUGUGGUCAUGUCACCUGUGUGUCCUGGGUUUUUGUACUUCAAGGCAAAGGGCUCUUCAUCUUGGGUUUGAAUGGCCAGGAUUUUUUGGCUGUUUUUUUCUAGUGUGAUGACCAGCAUUGCUUACCUGUCUCUUAGCAUUCUUGAUAAUUUUCACAGGUUUUCUUUUGAUUGCUGAGUCAAGUCUUGGCAAAGGGACAAACUAGAGGUGAUGCUCAAUAUAUUUGUGCCACCGAGAAUAUGUAUUUAUUUAUUUAUCUCUCUCUUUCCCAGAAAGACUAGUGGGGGGGGGAUCUGUCUGUGGAAUCACAACAUUCUACAUUUCUUCAUUGGUUGCCACUGGCAGUGGAUGGGUGGGGGAGAGAAAAAUGUUAUGAUGUUAAGACAUAGUUAAGUUUUACGAAAUGUUAUGGUGUUGGUGAGGUGUUAAAGGCAGAUCAGCUUGUUUGGCCACAAAAUUGCACACCCUUGUUUUACUGUAAAAUAUAUCAGCUCAUAUAAGUACUUUUGGGGAGAAGUAGAAUUCACUUAGUAAGAUGCUUCAGAUCUCCGUCUUCAUUUUGACUAUUAGUUUUAGCUACAUCUCUGCUAAAGUGAUUUUUGCUUUGCAUUAAUGAAACUGUCAUCACCUUGCAGUGCUCUUUAGGGAAUCCUCUCCCACGUUGCCUCCUGUUAGUUUGAAUAAAUUAUUGGUAGUCCCCUCCCCUCCCCAUAGUUCGCUAAAACAAUAUUUUCAGAUCUUAUUGCAUAAGAAAAUGCUGAAUUUGUAACCUGUUUUUCAGUGCCAAAGGCAAUAUAAGACUUAAAAUGACAACAAAAUAGGGCUAAUUUACAUAUAUCAACCUAUUUACAAGGAGAACCAGUAGGCUAAAAUAAGACUCAGCAUGAAUUUUAGGAUUAAGAUAAAAAUAAGAAAUGAAGCCUGAGAUUUAGGCUUUCGUAUUAGAAAUGUUUUUAAUGGAUUUGUCUCUGGUGUCUCAGUACUAUAGUAAUUUUAACCUAACUUAGAGUGCAAUCUAAGAGAGCAUCACAACAGCCUUAUGAUAUACUAGAGGUCUCCCUGUGAUGGCAGCAAGGAGAAGACAAAAAGGGAUAAUUCUGGAGGCAAGUUGACCCUUCACUGGACAUGUCCCUGGACAAUGGGAAGAGUACACCAGCCAUGGGGCUGUUGUACCCAUUUCCUCUUCCAUGAGAACCAAUCAGAGGAAUUUUUCCGUUUAGAAUAAACAUGAGUAAGGGAAGGGGACUUGAUAGGGGUGUAUAAAAUUAUGCAUGGAUAGAGAAGUUCUUCUCCCUCUCUCGUAAUACUAGAACCCGAGGUCAUCCAAUGAAGCUGAAUGUUGGAAGAUUCAGGACAGACAAAAGGAGGUACAGCACUUAAUUAAACUGUGGAAUUCACCAUUACAAGAAACAGCAAUGGCCACCAUUGUGGACAGCCUUGAAAAAGAUUGGGCAAAUUCACAAAGGAUAAGGCUAUCAGUUGCCACUCAUGAUAGCUAUGUACUACCUCAGUAUCAGAGGCAAGAUUUCUUUGAACACCAGUUGCUGGGGGGUCAUGAAUGGGAGAGGGUUAUUGUACUGCUUGUGGGCUUCACAUAAGCAUCUGAUUGGCCACUGUGAGAAUAGGAUUCUGGACUAGGUGGGCCUCUGGUUUGAUCUACCAAGGCUGUUCUUUAUGUAUCUUUAGGAAUGGACUUGGCCUUCUUCUCAUCCUUGUUUGUAAUACCCUGCUCAUUAGAUCAAGUGCUUGCAGCCUUUGAAUCAAAUCAAACCCAUUAAUGUUUUAUGGAUUUGCAGGCCGCAUCGCUGCAUUAGCAGCUGCCAGUCUUACUCGACCUUCAGCUCUGAGAACCUCUCUGUGUCUGAUGGAGAGGAGGGCAAUACCAGUGACCAUUCCAACAGCCCAGACGAGCUGGCCAACAGGCGUAAAGAUCAACGGGCUGAGAAGCUGGAUGAGAUGUUGUCACAGACUCCAGAAAUCCCCAUUGAGAUAUCUACCCAGUCUGAUGGCCUUUCAGAUAAGGAGAGUGCUGUACGCAGGGUGAAAACACAGAUGUCACUUGGCAAGUUAUGUCCAGAGGAACAUGGCUAUGAGGUCAGUAACUCUCUCUUCAUUGCUUGAAGUUAAAAUAUUAAUUAGAUGCUUGGAAACUAGGGCUGUUGAAUAAAUACAUUGCAAGGUUUCCAACUGGAGCUCUGCUAGCCUUUGCUUUCACUAUCAGUUUUUUCUUACAUCAUUCUAUUUUUAUUUGAUGUCCCAUUGUUUUACUUCUCCCCAGUGUUUUAGUUCAUUGAGAAGACAGGAAGCCUUUUCAGGGUUCAGCUGUGCCAUUUCCCUCAAGUGCCAACUUGACAAAUAGCUUAUUUACUCCACACUAAUGAAAGAUUAAAACCAAAGUUAAUCUGUGUGGGAUUGUAUAUUUGCAUGCUUUCCCAUGGGUUUAAAAGAAUUUUUACAGAAACAAAACUAGUACAUCAAGCUUUUGGGGCAAAAUUGCUUUAAAAAUGCAAUUUUUGAGCUAUUUUUUAUGCAAAAACGGCACUGCCGACAUGGGCUACCAUAUGUGCCAAUUUUCACGGACAUUUUCCCGAUUUCUGCCCAGACACUGCUGCCGACUGCAGUAUUUUGAAUAUGUCCGGGAAAAUCCGUACGUAUGGCAACCCUAGUAUAUAAGGACAUGGCCAGAAUCACGUCAGGAAUUUUGUGGCUCAGUAAUCUAUUGCAUGCAUCAGAUUCCGAGAAAACUAAAGGAUGAGCUGCACAUUCAGAUGUGCUUUCGCUUUUUUUUGAGAUGGACCAGGGACGAUUCUGUCUGCAGAUAAAAUGCUAAUAAAUGAUUUUAAAAGUUGUUCCCUUGGAUUUGUGACGCAGAAUCCUGGAGAGUUUGGAGAAUCAGGUGGUGACUCUUCAGAUGCAGAAUGCUCUGAUGCAACAGUGAGGACCAGUAAAGCCUGCAGCUCUGCAACUUGGUAA